UCCUGGAGCGCGCGCGGGCUUCCCUGGGGGCGCGUGCUCCAGCGCACCCCCUAGGGGACAGCUGCGCCCAGGCGGGUCACGUGUGCGUGUGACAGAGGCGGCGGCGGCGGCAGCAGCAGCCUUCGCUCUUGCUGGCUUUGAGCAGCGGCACCGCAGUUCCAGCCGCAGCAGCAAGAGCGCGGCCGGGGUGGAGCAAGCAGAAGCGAGCGCUGCGCCCUGGCGGGGCCGCUGUGCAGCGUGAGUCAGGGGCGAGCUUGCAGCGGGCCCACUCAGCUCCAUGCACAAGGAGCGCGAGGAGGAGGAGAAGGAGGUGGAGGCGGUGGCAAUAGCAACGGCGGCAGCAGCCACAGCCAUGGCGGGGCUGCACUGAAGGCGGCGGCGGCGGGCGGCGUGGGAGGGCGGGAGGAGAGCAAUCUCUGCAUUCCCUCGACCCCGGCCCCGGCUGAGGCUGGGCUCUGCGCGGACUCCCCUGCCUGGAUGCGCCGCCGCUGAGCCCGCGCCAGGACUCGGGGCACCCGACCAGGCGACCCCGGCGCGGGCGGCUCUCGGGGUGGUUUUGUUUUUCCUUCGCCGCCCGCCCGCCUUUGCUGGCUGCGUGUGUGUGGCAGACAAAGAGCCCCCGCUUCGCCCUGCACACGCACGCACCGAGAGCGAGCCGAGGAGGAGAAGGAGGAGGCGAGCCGCAGCCAGGAGCCGAGUGGCGGCGGGAGGAAGAGGGCGAGGGGAGAGCGAGGAGAGCGCCUGGGCUCGACUAUGGCGGAUCGCAGCCUGGAAAGCCUCUCUCUGCCGCUGGAGGUGAGAGCCCGGCUGGCGGAACUGGAGCUGGAAUUGUCGGAAGGUGACAUCACACAGAAGGGCUAUGAGAAGAAGAGAUCAAAAUUAAUUGGGGCCUACUUGCCACAACCUCCAGCAGCGAAUGGAGCUGCCGCGGUACGGUGUAGACUGCAGCACAGUGAAGGGGCCGCGAGAAGGACGCUCCGCACUAGCAACAUUGGGGUCUGUGACAUCCGGGAAGCAGCAGCUAGAGAGCGUACAGCACCGCACAGCACGGCGGCCAACCGGCCUCUCUUUUACUUUCGAUUUGGGGUGGAUCAAGCAUUACCACAAGAACGCCGAACUCCUGUCACCCCUUCCUCCUCCUCUCGAUACCACCGCCGCAGGUCCUCAGGGUCACGUGACGAGCGCUAUCGGUCAGAUGUUCAUACAGAAGCAGUCCAGGCAGCUCUUGCGAAACAUAAAGAAAGGAAGAUGGCGGUGCCGAUGCCAUCCAAGCGGCGUUCAUUGGUGGUGCAGACAUCAAUGGAUGCCUACACACCUCCAGAUACCUCAUCUGGUUCAGAAGAUGAAGGCUCCGUACAGGGCGAUUCACAGGGAACUCCAACCUCAAGCCAAGGGAGUAUAAAUAUGGAACACUGGAUCAGCCAAGCAAUCCACGGCUCUACCACAUCUACAACGUCCUCAUCUUCAACGCAAAGUGGAGGCAGCGGUGCUGCACAUAGACUAGCUGAUGUGAUGGCACAAACACAUAUAGAAAACCAUUCUGCACCUCCAGAUGUUACCACGUACACCUCAGAACACUCAAUACAAGUAGAAAGACCACAAGGUUCAACAGCAAGGGUGGCACCAAAAUAUGGAAAUGCUGAACUUAUGGAAACCGGAGAUGGAGUCCCAGUAAGCAGCAGAGUGUCGGCAAAAAUUCAGCAGCUGGUCAACACCCUCAAACGGCCCAAACGGCCACCAUUACGAGAGUUUUUUGUAGACGACUUUGAAGAAUUAUUAGAAGUUCAACAGCCAGACCCAAACCAGCCAAAGCCAGAGGGAGCUCAGAUGUUGGCUAUGCGUGGGGAGCAGCUGGGUGUGGUUACAAACUGGCCUCCAUCUCUUGAAGCAGCAUUGCAACGAUGGGGAACCAUCUCACCAAAAGCUCCUUGCCUAACCACUAUGGAUACCAAUGGAAAACCACUAUAUAUUCUCACAUAUGGCAAACUUUGGACCCGUAGUAUGAAAGUCGCUUACAACAUACUGCAUAAAUUAGGCACAAAGCAAGAACCAAUGGUGCGACCAGGAGAUAGGGUAGCACUAGUAUUUCCCAACAAUGACCCUGCUGCUUUUAUGGUAGCGUUCUAUGGCUGCCUACUUGCUGAAGUUGUCCCUGUUCCAAUUGAAGUGCCACUUACCAGAAAGGGGACUCCUCCUUCUGUCUGGAUUUUCAUAGAAGCAAAACCAAAUGAGAGCUCAUUUCUGAAGACUUUUCUUGCAAAAGAUGCAGGAAGCCAACAAAUAGGCUUCUUGCUCGGAAGCUGUGGUGUGACUGUGGCCUUGACUAGCGAUGCCUGCCAUAAAGGACUGCCUAAGAGCCCGACAGGGGAAAUACCACAAUUUAAAGGCUGGCCAAAGCUGCUUUGGUUUGUCACAGAAUCCAAACACCUUUCCAAACCUCCUCGUGACUGGUUCCCACAUAUCAAAGAUGCAAAUAAUGACACAGCUUACAUUGAGUACAAAACGUGUAAAGAUGGAAGUGUUCUCGGGGUGACUGUGACAAGGAUUGCGCUGCUGACCCAUUGCCAAGCUCUUACACAGGCAUGUGGAUACACAGAAGCUGAAACCAUUGUGAACGUGUUAGAUUUCAAGAAAGAUGUAGGUUUAUGGCAUGGGAUUCUUACAAGUGUUAUGAAUAUGAUGCAUGUUAUUAGCAUCCCAUAUUCCUUAAUGAAAGUGAAUCCACUUUCAUGGAUACAGAAGGUCUGCCAAUACAAAGCAAAAGUUGCGUGUGUAAAAUCCAGAGAUAUGCAUUGGGCACUGGUAGCACAUCGAGAUCAACGGGAUAUCAACCUCUCCUCGCUCCGUAUGCUAAUAGUAGCGGAUGGUGCCAAUCCAUGGUCUAUUUCUUCUUGUGAUGCGUUUCUCAACGUCUUCCAAAGCAAAGGCCUAAGACAAGAAGUCAUCUGUCCUUGUGCCAGUUCACCAGAAGCCCUCACUGUGGCUAUUAGAAGGCCAACAGAUGACAGCAAUCAGCCACCAGGUAGAGGGGUCCUGUCCAUGCACGGUCUUACCUAUGGAGUCAUUAGAGUGGAUUCUGAAGAAAAGCUUUCUGUUUUAACGGUGCAAGAUGUUGGAUUGGUGAUGCCGGGAGCCAUAAUGUGUGCAGUGAAGCCAGAUGGAGUUCCUCAGCUCUGUCGAACAGAUGAAGUAGGUGAACUUUGCGUGUGUGCUAUUGCAACAGGUACAUCCUAUUAUGGACUAUCUGGAAUGACCAAAAACACAUUUGAGGUGUUCCCUAUGACCAGUUCAGGUGCACCAAUAAGUGAAUACCCUUUUAUAAGAACUGGUCUGCUGGGGUUUAUUGGCCCCGGUGGACUCGUUUUUGUUGUGGGCAAAAUGGAUGGUCUGAUGGUAGUCAGUGGACGAAGACACAAUGCAGAUGACAUUGUAGCCACGGCAUUGGCGGUGGAACCAAUGAAGUUUGUCUACAGGGGAAGGAUAGCAGUGUUUUCGGUGAGCGUCCUUCAUGACGAGAGGAUAGUUAUUGUUGCCGAGCAGAGGCCUGAUUCGACAGAGGAAGACAGUUUCCAGUGGAUGAGCAGAGUGCUGCAGGCUAUAGACAGUAUUCAUCAAGUGGGGGUUUACUGCCUAGCACUGGUGCCAGCAAACACACUCCCAAAGACUCCUCUAGGUGGCAUCCACUUAUCGGAAACAAAGCAGCUUUUCCUUGAAGGAGCCCUACAUCCCUGUAACGUGUUGAUGUGUCCACACACCUGCGUAACAAACCUGCCUAAACCAAGACAAAAACAGCCAGAAAUUGGCCCUGCCUCUGUGAUGGUGGGGAAUCUGGUAUCUGGAAAAAGAAUUGCUCAGGCAAGCGGCAGAGAUUUGGGGCAAAUAGAAGAUAACGAUCAAGCCAGAAAGUUCCUUUUUCUCUCAGAAGUCUUGCAAUGGAGGGCACAAACGACUCCAGACCAUGUGCUUUACACACUACUAAACUGUAGGGGAACAAUAGCAAACUCUCUGACAUGUGUUCAGCUACAUAAACGAGCUGAGAAGAUAGCAGUUAUGUUGGUGGAAAGGGGGCACCUACAAGAUGGCGACCAUGUUGCUUUGGUCUACCCACCAGGAAUAGAUCUGAUUGCUGCGUUUUAUGGGUGCUUGUACGCAGGGUGUGUGCCAAUCACAGUCCGACCUCCCCAUCCACAGAACAUUGCAACGACGUUGCCCACAGUGAAGAUGAUUGUGGAGGUGAGUCGCUCUGCCUGUUUAAUGACAACACAAUUAAUAUGUAAAUUGUUGCGAUCACGAGAGGCGGCGGCAGCAGUGGAUGUCAGAACGUGGCCCCCUAUAUUAGACACAGAUGAUUUGCCAAAGAAGCGGCCUCCUCAGAUCUACAAACCUUCUAACCCCGACAUGCUGGCUUAUCUCGAUUUCAGUGUAUCCACAACUGGAAUGCUAGCAGGGGUGAAGAUGUCUCAUGCAGCCACUAGUGCCUUCUGUCGUUCUAUUAAGCUGCAGUGUGAGCUUUAUCCUUCUAGAGAAGUUGCUAUCUGUUUGGACCCUUACUGUGGACUGGGGUUUGUCCUUUGGUGCCUCUGUAGAUGCUGUGAAGUUCUGCUGGCCUGCUCCACUGUGAUGUCCCAGAAUGCAACAUUCUGCGACUUCCAAACCACUAAGGAAAGCCUACUUGGAGCAUGGAGCCAGCCCGUUGAACUGGAGACCACCCCUGCUCUCUGGCUUCUGGCUGUGAGUCAGUACAAAGUGAGGGACACCUUUUGCUCUUACUCGGUUAUGGAGCUUUGUACCAAGGGACUCGGUUCACAAACAGAAUCUCUGAAGGCAAGGGGACUGGACCUCUCAAGAGUGCGGACCUGUGUGGUCGUAGCAGAAGAACGGCCCCGAAUAGCUCUGACACAGUCUUUUUCAAAGCUUUUUAAGGAUCUGGGCCUACACCCCAGGGCCGUCAGCACAUCCUUUGGCUGCAGAGUAAACCUAGCUAUAUGUCUGCAGGGGACAUCUGGGCCAGAUCCAACCACUGUGUAUGUUGACAUGAGGGCCCUAAGACAUGACAGAGUACGUUUGGUAGAAAGAGGAUCCCCUCAUAGUUUGCCCCUCAUGGAAUCAGGAAAGAUCCUCCCUGGAGUUCGUAUCAUUAUUGCUAAUCCAGAAACAAAGGGACCCCUGGGAGAUUCUCAUCUUGGAGAGAUCUGGGUUCAUAGUGCUCACAAUGCCAGUGGUUACUUCACGAUCUAUGGCGAUGAAUCCUUGCAAUCAGAUCAUUUUAACUCAAGACUCAGUUUUGGAGACACACAAACUAUCUGGGCACGAACUGGCUAUUUGGGGUUCCUAAGGAGAACAGAACUUACAGAUGCAAAUGGGGAGCGACACGAUGCACUUUAUGUGGUAGGUGCACUCGAUGAAGCCAUGGAGUUGCGAGGAAUGAGGUAUCACCCCAUCGAUAUUGAGACGUCCGUAAUUAGAGCACACAAGAGCAUUACAGAGUGUGCUGUGUUUACCUGGACAAACUUGUUGGUCGUCGUUGUUGAGCUGGAUGGAUCGGAGCAAGAAGCCUUAGACCUGGUUCCUUUGGUCACCAACGUGGUCCUGGAGGAACAUUACCUGAUUGUAGGGGUAGUGGUGGUGGUGGACGUGGGUGUAAUCCCUAUCAACUCCCGUGGAGAGAAACAACGUAUGCACCUACGAGAUGGAUUUUUGGCAGACCAACUAGAUCCCAUCUACGUGGCCUACAACAUGUAGUCUGGUAUCUUUAAGGCUUCCAUGGACUUUAUUCUAGGUGUAUAAAUUUUUUUUUUUUUGACAUCCACUAACAAUGUGCUGGUAAGAAAGUGACGCUCUUCAGAACGGAACUGUUUAUAUUAGGACUUUUCAAAGUGCUCACCAUUGGCAGGACAUAAAAUGUGAAAUGUGUUUCUUUUACCACUACACUUUAGCACAGAAGGACUUUGGGGGUACUGCCUUCAGUUUGUUCAAAAGCCCACGAUUAGACCUUUUUAAAAGAAUUAUUUUUUGCUUAUUGGGAUGAUACUGCUUUCUGAGUAAUAUGGCUUUGUAUUUUAUGUUAAACUGAAGUAGCUAAUUUUUUUUAAUCUGCCCUCCAAGUGGAUAUUUUUAAACAGCUCAUAAUAUGAUUGAAUUGUUUUGAUUCGCUUGUUUUUAAAUGUCCAUAAAAGUCUUUUCCGAAAUGGAUCCAUUACUAAUUUUAAGCCAUUUUCUAUCCCAUUGUCUUAGGAAACUACUUGAGGUACGAGGAAAAUACCCAGAACAGCACCUUCUCAAAUUAAAGAGUUUUUAAAAGCUUUCUCUCUUGGAAAUGCUGAAAGUACAAAGGUGGAAAAAAAGCCUUUGAUUAUUAGUGUUAGAAUGAAAAGAAAUUUAUAAAUAAGGUGUAAUUUCGGCAACGAACUUGCAGAUAUCUUUGUACUAAACUAAAAAGAUAAAAUAAGUUAACUACUUCUGUAAUUAUGUACAAAACCUUUAAUUUAUUUUGAUCUCUCUAGAAAUAUAAAAGAGAAACAUUCAAGAAUAUUAAGCUCUUGUAAUGUUUGCUAAUAUAAAAACAAAAGGGGUUGUAUUAUCUUGAGUGGAUAGUAUCACAUCAAAUAUAUAUAUAUGAAAUAUAAAUUCACUAAUGACAAAAAAAAAGAUUUUAAAGUUUUAAAAGGAUGCAGUCCUCAUCACUUGCAUGGUGUCUCUUCCCCCACUGUAGAUAACCAAACAUUAUUCACAAACUUUGAAGAAAAAGCAGUCCUGGAUUGCUAAGUAUCCCCAUCUAAAAAGUAUCUUCCAGAAACCAGCCAGUGAAACCGUUUUGGUGCCUGAGAAGCAGUGCGUGGUUCUUAAACGCCGCGAUCCUGCACCUUGCUUGCACAGAGCACAGGGUGCAGAAUGCUUCCCGUAGAAUGCUACUAGGACGUUUCCUUCUCCCACCAGCACACAAUUGCUUUUCCAGCCUGGCUGCAGCGCUCAGCUAGACCACUUGAGUGGCGGCUGCGACCUUCCUGUCCAUUCAGACGCCAGCAUCCUGCCUCGUUCUCUGACCCAGAUCCCAUGGCUGUGGCUCCACCCCUGCUGCCCCCUGUGCACUCGGGCAAGGGCUGGUCUGGAGAACAGGAGGAGCAGUAGUGAUUGGGAGGGAGCCACGGGGAAGCCUCCGCUGCAGUUGGGCACAACUGGCGUUGCCCAAGAGAGCAGUAACCCUCACGGCAUGUAGGCAGCUGGUGGAAGAGGCUGUCAUGUGUCUCCUGGGAGUUGCUCCACAUCCUGCUCUUGCGGCCAAAGACUUUAACAGUGCACUACCAAGGAGGUGACAAUAAAUAUUUGUGCUGGCAUGUAUUUCAGACACUUCUUAGACUUUAGAAAAGGCGGGUUGAAGAAUAGCACUGUUCCCCCCCCCCUUAGCUGCAUAAUGUUGUUGCACAAUAUAUUUUUCACCUUUUUAAAGAAGUUGGUGUUCUUUUGUUAGUUGUUCUUUCUUGAAAAGUUGUUUGGAGCUUUGUUCCCCUCCCCCCCCCGGUGGUAAUUUUGCAGAAGAAUUAUCAUUCAUCUAUUUGAGGGUUCCCAACUUUGGAUCCCAGAAAUUGUUCGACUACAACACCCAUCAUCUGGGAAGCCAAGACUGGGAACCCCGUAUCUGUUUAACUCUCUGCCCUGUUUUUAGUUUGGGCAAGGGAGAGUUGAUCCAGCCACUUCACACUUUCUAGAAAGUUGUUUUUAAAUAGCCUCUCUUAUAACACAUUAAUUAUUGGAGAGUAGCCCAAUAGCCCCUCUGAACUAUUUGGUGCGAUCUGGUGCAUCUGCUAACAUGUCUCUAUGCCAAACGGAGGAACUGAAAUUGAUGUUGCAAAUAAUCUUGUCCCUCAGUUCCAAAGGAAAUAUGCCAAUCGGGAAAGAUCAGGAAUACAUAGAUCACAGCUGCCUUUUUUUUCCUUUUCCUUUUAAAAUUUCUACCACCUUUGGGUAAAUGAGAUCUUCUGUUUUUAGUUCUUCCAUUUUCAUCUUUUUUCUUUACGGAAUUUAGAUUUUGGUUUAUUCCAAAAUGUGACCUGGUUGACCUGUGUCUGAUUGAGGGUGAAGCUGAACAGCAGCAGUCCAAGAAUGCUUUUUAAAAACAAAACAGAGCAAAAUAAUGUUCACUUGCUGGCAUUCAUGGCCGAAUAUGCAUGACUAAGAUGGUUGCAGGACAAAGGCUACAAGAUCUUUUAUAUAACCUGUAUAAGGGAAAUAUUUUUGUCUACCUUUGCAGAUUUCAUUUGGUUCUAAAGAUCCAAUAUUUGGGGGGUUUUCUCAGGUUUUUUUCUCCAUUUCUUAAUGAUGAGGGAUGGUUUUUAGUCUGCAUGUACAAUACAGAGCAUUUCACCAUGGCAAACUCCUUGUUCUUAAUUUUCAAUUGCCCCUUUUCAACAGUUCUUUGUCUUGUGAAUAUUUCUAUCCAUGCUCCGAAGAAAACCAAUCCUGAAGCAUUCUGUUGAAAGGUGUGUUUUGGUCCCUUGAAAUAAAAUCUCUCCCCCUUUCUUUAAAAUGUCAAGUUGCUGUAAGGUUCAGACAAGCCGUUGAUCGAUUAUGAGCAUAAUUACAGUGUAUGAACUAACUACUUGUGAUGUCCUUGCUAUUGCUGAUCUCAGUGCUGCAAAACACAAAUUUAGCUGUCAUUUUGUUAAAGCAUUCACUUUUAACCUUCACCAAGUCAACUUUCCACUCCUGGGGAGGGGACAGCAGGCUGCGAUGCAGUCAGAGGACGCAGUUAAUAACUGAUCUCUUCUGCAACCUGUCAUCUGUGGUUGUUUUAAAUACUGAACUUAGAACAGUAGACAAUGAUGAACUGAAAUUCCUAGUUUUGUUGUGCAAGUUGAGAGGAAAGAAACACACAUACCAUCAGAUUCAGCAAUAAAGAAGGAUUGUUCUGUAUUAGAAACUGUACUGUAGAUAAACCAUUCAUGAGAAUGUAUAAAAUGUUUGUCUUGUGACCUUGUGCUUUUGAAGUCAGACAAAACCAUGUAAUCAACCUUGCACAUGCACACUAAAGAAAAGAAAGAAAGAGGGUACACAAUGAACAUUUAAACACGAAACUAAUCAAACAGGAGCAGAUUCCUCAUGGUGCUUGUUUAUUAUAUAUAUUUAAUCCUGCUUGACACUUUACCCAAGGGAAGACGGUCCCUUUUUAUCAGUUGAAUGUUAGCAGCGUUAUUUCAUAGAGUGUGGUGACUGGUUAGAGAAAUUCAUGUAACUCAGCCAAUCACAGUUUCAAACAAAAAUUUUUAUGUGCAAACGAACGGCAACCUUCUUGUAUGUUAAACCACCAGUACGCUUUGUACAUCUGUGAUAACGCCUGUUUUAUAUUCAAAUGAACAAAUAAAAGCUUUUAUUUUUGUUGCUCUGAAAA
Hemicordylus capensis (graceful crag lizard) is the source of this 9385-nucleotide messenger RNA. It is a transcript of the gene DIP2C, whose product is annotated as disco interacting protein 2 homolog C. The transcript is spliced from 40 exons. The record is from RefSeq and is a predicted model, not a curated record. NCBI's taxonomy places the organism in Eukaryota, Metazoa, Chordata, Lepidosauria, Squamata, Cordylidae. The coding region runs from base 754 to 5742 and encodes 1662 amino acids.